Molecule: messenger RNA, 706 nt
Organism: Aquila chrysaetos chrysaetos
Lineage: Eukaryota; Metazoa; Chordata; Aves; Accipitriformes; Accipitridae
Gene: NPM2
Product: nucleophosmin/nucleoplasmin 2
Exons: 9
Coding region: 49-627 (192 amino acids)
Biological process (GO): chromatin remodeling; positive regulation of DNA replication
Cellular component (GO): nucleoplasm; nucleolus; cytoplasm
Molecular function (GO): RNA binding; histone binding; chromatin binding
Source: RefSeq, a predicted model, not a curated record
GUGCUGUGUGCUUCCCCCAGGCUGAGGGAUCCUGGAGCCGUAUCCCUUAUGGAGAGCAUCGACAGCAAAUCUGAGAAGCCUGUGUCCAUGAUCUGGGGGUGUGAGUUGAGCAGCGAGCAGGACUCCUACACCUUCCAGGUACCGGAGGAAUGGCAGUGUGAGCAGCAGCUGGCCCUGCGGACGAUCUGCCUGGGAGAGAUGGCACGGGAUGAGUUCCACGUGGUGGAGAUCGUGCUGGCUGAGGGGGGUGCCCGCUCCCCGGUACCCUUGGCCACGCUGAAGCCUUCUGUGCUGCCCAUGGCCACCCUGAUGGGAGUGGAGCUGACACCUCCAGUCACCUUCCACCUGAGAGCCGGCUCCGGCCCCGUCUACAUCAGCGGGCAGCACGUCUCCAUGAUGUCCAACCUGUCCUGGGAUGAGGAAGAGGAAGAGGAGGAUGCUGAGGAAGAGGAACCAGCAGAGGAGUCCCCCAAGAAGCCCCCCAAGGGCCAAGCUGACAAGAAGGGCAAUGCUGCCAAGAGGAGGCUGGAGAAGGAGGAUGAGCUGAACAACAUCUCCCCCGAGGACCCCCUUCCCAGCAAGGGACGAGGAGCUGACCGGGGCAGGGAGGCAGCAGCGAAGAAGUAGCAGGAGCUGUGGCAGAGCCCAGCCAGGUGUAGAAGAGCCUGGAAAGCUGCUGGUUUGGUGUUGUCCUUCCCCAAUAAAG